This is a messenger RNA of Caenorhabditis briggsae, 360 nucleotides long. NCBI's taxonomy places the organism in Eukaryota, Metazoa, Nematoda, Chromadorea, Rhabditida, Rhabditidae. The coding region runs from base 1 to 360 and encodes 119 amino acids. The record is from RefSeq and is a predicted model, not a curated record. The transcript has 2 exons.
AUGUUCCCAUCGCUCAUUGUUCUUUCUGUUUUGGCAAUUACUGUGCUAGCUGCUCCAGCAACUAAACCAAUAGCGGAAGAAUCUCGUGCGGAACUUCUCUCAUUCGGUAUUUCCCCACAAGCAGCCGAUGGAUUAAUUCGAAUAGGAACAGAAGCUAAGCAAUCAGCAGUGAAACCAGAUGGAGCCACUCAAAGUCCAUUGGAAGUAAUUGGUGCAACUUUCAAGUUGUUGGCGGACAUGGAUGCAUUCAUGAAGACUCAAUCACCAGAAGAUCAAGCGGCUGCCAAGAAAAUGUUUGAGACGAAGAAGGCGGAGGAUGAUGCAAAAUGGCGGGAAUUCAUGCAAAAUGGAGGAAAAUAA